Manduca sexta (tobacco hornworm) is the source of this 1335-nucleotide messenger RNA. RefSeq names its product high mobility group protein I (gene Hmga). Lineage: Eukaryota; Metazoa; Arthropoda; Insecta; Lepidoptera; Sphingidae. The transcript is spliced from 4 exons. The record is from RefSeq and is a predicted model, not a curated record. Bases 227 to 577 code for a protein of 116 amino acids. Gene Ontology annotation, molecular function: DNA binding.
AAAAUAUUACGAUAAUAUUGAAAAUUAAAUAAAAAAACCCAUAGAAACAAAUUUUUAUUUCUUAAUGUAUACCUACCUGAAUACCUUAGCGCCCUCUACAUAGACGCCAUCUAAACGUUGGUUUGCUGCCCGCCCGCCAUAAAUUCUCUUUGGCCCAUUGAGCUAACGUUUGCUGUAAACAGUUUUUUUUCAGGUUUCGCCUGUUUAGGAAUCUUGUUUGAUUGAAAUGUCUGAUGACGGAUCUACGACGGUGGAGAAGAAAGGACGCGGUAGACCAAAAUCUAAUGGAACCCAAUCGGAUGCGAAAGAAGUUAAGAAAAGAGGGAGACCACCAGCAGCCGGUAAACCCAAAGAAUCUGCAAAAUCAUCAGAUGAUGAACAGGCGCCGGUAGCAAAAAGAGGCAGAGGAAGGCCUAAGGGAUCGAAAAAAAAGACUAUUGGCAAGGGAAAGGGUGGAUCAGAAGGCAGGGGUCGUGGCCGACCACGCAAGGAUGCUCCACCACCCAAAAAAGAUGCUGCCUCUACUGAAGAAGAACAAGAUGACUAUGAGGAGGAUGAGGGCUCCGAAGACCAAUAAAGUGUUUCUUGACUUAAAACACUUACUUUAGUGUAAUUUGUUUGUCAUGAUAACUCUCAUUGUGUAUGUUACUUAUGAAUAUAUUCAUUUUGUUGUAGAUGUUUACAUGAUUGUAAAUGUUGGUAAGAAAUUUUUGUAAAUUCACACAUAGGGUUAUCCUGACAGCACAAAACUCUUUACUGAGAUUGUCCAUCCAAAGGUUAAUCGUGCAAGAUACACUUACUCUUAUAAUAGAAUCAAAAUAUAAUGUGUGAUCAAAAUGCAUUUACUUAAAAUAUAUCUAAAAUGGAUAAUUAAUGUCUUGCAUGAGUAAAUUUGGGCAGACUUGGCUCUCCUUAGAACGUACAACUUUAAGAUAUAAUUCAUAAGACCCUUUUUUUGUAGAUUCUAUACAAAUAGGUAUUUUGUAAUCUCCUGAUUUAUUAUAAGAUAUGAUACAAUUUUUAGAUUUAUGAUUUGACAUUCAAGUCAAGUAUUAUUUUCUAUAAUAAAUAUGUUCAUUUUUUAUAAUAAUUUUAUUUGUUCCCACUGGUAUUGAUGUCUAACAAUAUUUUUUUAGUUUAAAUAUCUUGGAAUCAAUAACACUGCUGUUCCGUAAAACUAGAUCUUGUAGUGGUAUGAGUAGUGCCAUUUUGUAUUAAACUUUAUUAAAUUUGGCAGACUGAUAAAAAGUAUUGUUUUUAUUGACUUUUACUGUGUGUAUGUGCAUGAAUGUACAAUUUAGGACAAAGUAUAAAUAAAUAAAUUCACUAAGUAAA